GUGUUAGUGGGUAAAGAGAGAGAGAGAGAGAGAUGGCAUGGUCUCAUGACGACCGUAUUGACAUCACUCGGGUUGGAGAAGCGCGAGGAGGAGAGGAGAGGCGCUCCCGUUAUUAGACCAGGGCUCGCGGUCACGCUCACUCCUGGAGAUGCACGCGUUGCUGCGAGACAAACUGAUAAACUCGAGGGGAGAGGCAACGAGGCGCUGCACUCAGGAGUACCGCUGCGCGAAUAGACCGAACCAGGGGCCACGAGCCAGCCAAAGCAUGACUGCGCAUCUUCUGCGCUUGGAUAUACUAAACACUCGCACACAUUCCUACCAAACCGAGAUAUGAGCUCUAGUAACGGGGAAACACGAGGAAACUGAAACAGCAAAGCAACGACUCUGGGUGAUGGACUCAAUGCGCAACUUGGAAUUAUGUUGGACACGGUUUUGUUUUCAUAAAUUAAAGAACUUUUUUUGGCUACAUUGAGGACGUGCUCAAGUUACAACAUAAAGACUAACUUCCUAGUGCCAUUCAGAAACAACUUAUUAUUUAAGAAGUACACUUUACUCGAAUAAUGUGAGAACAUAUUUUGGUAACACGCCAGUUAGUCUGCUGAAGCUCAACCAUUGUAUGAGCUACAUCUGUUCAAACCAUAUUUGUUAGAAUAAUUUGUUUUUAAAUUAGCCUACAUGCAUGCACAGCUUGUAUAUGCUUAGAUAGCCUUGCUGUUUGCGUCUGCUAAGAGACAGCGGGGUUUUGAGGGAGAAAAGGUGCGCGCACUGACAUCUGACGUGGUUAUCCUACUGAGGAAAAGGUGGUUGUAACCUGUUCCCAAUCUCGCCUGUGACGCCUUGUAUCAUAGUCAGAAAUUAGAUUGAAAGGCUAUUUCUGUAACCGCCCUGCAAUCACGUUCCGCCUCUUUAAAAUAUCAAAAUAAUCAAGCAGCUGUGAGAUUACAAUCCAUUCUGUUUUGUGUGCUGGACUACUUUUAAUUGUUUGAGCGGUUUAAAUUCAUACUGUAGGUAUUCCACAUAGCCCAGAUCGACGGGAAAUAUAUUUGCGCUCUACUGUAUUCAUCGCACUCGAAUAGAAAACCAUUGACCACUGGCGCACUCCAUUGGCAUAGUUUAGCGUUUGACUGAUUAGAAUGGACUUGGAUGAUGAAAUUGGAAGGAGAAGGUGAAUGAACUGCGAUAACACGUAACACGAAAUUAUGACUUUUUAUAGGCUGUAGAAAGAUCAGUUAUAGGCUAAUAUUUUCCCCCUAAACUUUUCAGUGAAUGCUUUGACAGCAACAUAAACAAGCUCAGCUAUAGGACUACUUUUUUUUAAAUAUAAUUUUACCUCAGCCAUCCUCAAGGACUAUAAAACAAACAUAUUGAUUACUACAACAUUUUAUGAACCACCAUCGUGUUAGUCAUGGCAUCACCCUUGGAUAGUGCAUGUUCAGUGGAGCUGGGCAACACUAAUAGCUCGACCAGCGGUUCAUCUCUUCCCUGCAAUCAGAGCGUCUCUUCCCUGCAACUGGCCCCUUACUCCCCCGAAGCCACGGCGCUCUUUGCUACGGCUAUCACCCUCAUGAUAGUCUUUACCAUCGUGGGAAACAUCUUUGUCAUCAUCGCAGUCCUGACCAGCCGUGCACUCAGAGGACCACAGAACCUGUUUUUAGUGUCGUUAGCAGCUGCGGACAUUUUAGUGGCAACCCUCAUCAUCCCGUUUUCCCUGGCCAAUGAACUGCUGGGUUACUGGUACUUCAAGUCUCUGUGGUGUGAGAUCUACCUGGCGCUGGACGUUCUGUUCUGUACUUCCUCUAUAGCUCACCUGUGCGCCAUCUCAUUAGACCGUUACCUGUCCAUCAGCCGGGUUACCUACUCUCGCCAGCGCACACCCAUGCGUAUCAAAGCCUCCAUCGUGGUGGUGUGGCUCAUCUCAGCCAUCAUCUCCUUUCCUCCUCUCCUGUCGCUGAAUAAGAGCGAGCCAGGUGGCGAGGGUAGUGAGAGGGGGCCUCAGUGCCAGCUGAACGACGAGCGCUGGUAUAUUCUCUACUCCACUGUUGGCUCCUUCUUCGCCCCUUGUCUCAUCAUGAUCCUGGUCUACAUGAGGAUCUACCAGAUCGCCAAGCAGCGCACACAGAACCCGCCAGGCGAGCCCAGGAAGGAUGGGGUGGGCUGUGCCACCCCAAGUCAAACCCCUCGGGGGAACCAAGCCAACGGGAAGGAGGAGGGAGGGGAAACCCCAGCUAUUCCCCAUAAAACUUCCAGCAUCAGACCACCCACCCUGGCUAUUACUCCAUCACUGUCCCCUGACCAGGCCAAUGAGACCCCCCCCUCUUCUCCCACCCCCAAUAACCUUCUUCAUCCUCCGGAUCCAUCCCUAGCUCCAACCCCAACCACCACCUCCCCUCCUACCUCACCCAUGGGUCCCUCACACUCCUCAGUCUCUCCCUCUCCCUCCUCCACCAUUCCCCCACUUUCCCAGGCCAAACCCAAAGAUGGGGAGAAGAAGGGGAAGAAGGGUAAGAAGGGGAAAAAGUAUAACAAUAAUGGGGAUAGCUCAAACAGCUCUGACAGUGACAUGGAGCACGAGGGAGGGGGGAGGAGGGGAGUCAACACCCCUAGCAUGGCGGGUUCACCUGGCAUCCACUCCCCUGCCACCAUCCAGAAGUACAGGGACAUGAUCGCCACAUCUAAGGGGGCUCUGCUGGUGGCGGGGAGGAGGUCUAAGCCAGACACCACUCCAGGAGCGGCACGUCGUAAAGCCAUGGUGAACCGAGAGAAGCGUUUCACAUUCGUCCUGGCCGUGGUGAUCGGAGUGUUUGUCGUCUGUUGGUUCCCUUUCUUCUUCUCCUACUCACUGCAGGCCAUCUGCCCUGAGACCUGCGCCCUCCCUGAUCCCCUCUUUAAGUUCUUCUUCUGGAUCGGCUACUGCAACUCCUGUCUGAACCCCGUCAUAUACACCAUCUUCAACCAGGACUUCAGGAAGGCCUUCAAGAAGAUCCUUUGUAAGAACACCAAGGGCACCUUCUUCUAGACUGGUUGAUCUGUAAGGACACCAAUGGCAACAUUCUUUUAGUAAAGGGGCCUUAAACAGAUUACCUGUAAGGUCAGUCCCUUCUUUUCAUCCCCCUCUAAACCUGUUGAGGAUUACAAAACAGCACAAAUAUUCUGUCCUUUUUUGAAAAUGAUCACUGAUUUUAGAUUCUAAUUGAGGACAUUACAAAGGGCUGCCGAUUCUACCGUGAACUGCUGCUGACUUUCCAAAUAGAAGGCGGACUCAGAAUAGCUGUAGAAAAGCUCACCUUGCAACAGGGUUAAAAAGACCUUGUGUAAGAAAGAAACUCUCUAAGGGCUUGUUUUAGUCCCUUGGUGCGUAUCUGCAGAAGUCCAGCUGUUACCUGGAGAACUGUGACGGCCCAUUGCAAGGACAUAGUGUGGGGAGAGUAUGUGCAAUAUAUGUUCAGUGACUUCUACUCUGGGGGGCUGUAGAAUGAUACUGUGUACUAAUCUGACCAUGGUAUUUUAUUAAAAGGUAGGAGGGAUGUUUUAAGGUGUGAGCAUCACAUAUUAUGCACAGAAAGUGGAUGCAGAGGAGGAAGAGAGGAGUGAAAGAAAACGACAUUUUGGCUUUUUAGUCACUCGUGACAUUAAGGACAUGUUGUUGUUGGUAAAAUGACAGUGUAGCGCUGCUCUCAUCAGAGUCUGAUUGACUGACUCAUAUUAAGGUUGUCUGGGAAAUCUGUUUAAUUUAAAAUUGAGAAACCUUUGUGUACAGAAGUACACCACUAGGGUUGUAAAAUUAUUUAAACGUUCAAUAAAUGCCAUUGUUUUCCUGAAAUCCCUGUUGGAAGAUUCCCAGAAUCAGGAGUGAAUAAGCAGGAAUUCCAGAGUCCUCCAGCCUGGAUUUCUGGGAAAACCAGGAAAUGUAUUGAAUGUUCCUGGAACCCUAUACACCACUGCUCACUGAGAACUCCUGAUCUACACACAACAUUCUUUAAAACAAUACAGUAUCCUUUAAUUAGCCGCCUGAAAAACGAAACAGAACAACGUGAGGAGAUGAUGUUUUGGAGAGAUAGAGGACUGAGAAUUAACCCAAAUACCUGUCAGCCUGUUUAAGUACCUCUCUCUAUCAGAGGGCAGAACCAUGAGGAAUACACAAGACCCAAGUCGUCUCUCAACUUAUGUCUGCAUAGUUACUUUUUUCCUGCCUCAGGAAUGGCAUGCGUUCCAGUAGAGAUGUUAUCCACAUGAGAGAUACAACAACAAGGCUUUUACUGUUCAACUCCCUCUCAAACGCUGAUCCCCACCACUGCUGUAGUGUCGGGCUUAGGCUAUAUUUUGAAAGACACCUUUGUAAAACAAACAUACCUUGCCUCUGGCUCUGUGAGGACAGCGGGUGCAUCUCAAUGGUCUAUUAUUGGUUCCUCUACUCGUGUGUUUUUCUUCAUCUGCACUGAAAAACAAAGGAUAUAGGUGAAUGCAAAAUAAAGGAUCAGGAAUUUGUUUCCACCUGCCCAGCUCUGGGUCGGUGCAGGUGGACUAAAAGAAGAUGAAGAGAAGAAACCACUUAACACACUCUCUAAAUGCCAAAUGGCACACUAUUCCCUUUAUAGUGCACAACUUUUGACCAGGGUCUAUAGGGCUCUAGUCAAAAGCAGUGCACUAUGUAGGGAAUAGGGUGCAAUUUGGGAUUCAGAGUGCCUCACAGAGAGCUUUUAAGGUACAGCUUUACCUCUCCCCCAAUAUCGCUACACUCUGUUUCCACAUUUUUUACAUUUACAUUUUAGUCAUUUAGCAGACGCUCUUAUCCAGAACGAUGCAUGUUCAUACUGGUCUACCUUGUUCCAUCAACAUCAACAUGGAUUGGGUCUGUACAUUUCAUCUAUUUAGCACAAUUCCAAGUGCUUAAGGCAUAUUGCAUUGUAAAGAGAAUAAAUACUUUCCCAAAUUGGGACAAGGAAAGCAAAUUCGGACGUUAAGAGAUUUUUGCAAUAUAGUCUUUUUUUAAUAUUAAAGACACUGGACAGUGACUGGCUAGCUUUGUUUGAGUGGAUUCACCUGAUUUCAGCCUGAAAGGACAUUGCUAUUACCGAACACACUUCUCCCCAUUGAACAGAACAGAGCAGAACAGUGGAUGUUAAUGAGAGGAGGAACUCAGCCACCUACCUGGCCUGACACAAACAUUUCAAACAGUUUGUGUCAAAAAAACUAGUUGAUAUUGAUUAUAACACUGAAAGCUCAUGUAUAUCCUCAACUGUUUCUGGAAGGACAUUCAUCCCAUAAGAUAAUGUAAUACUUUAUUAAUGAAUGAUUGAAAGAUGGAUUAAUUGAUUGAUUUGGGAAUGUGCCUGCACUGGCUGACUGGACUUCUAUCUGGCACUUUCCUUUAUUUAUGAGAGGUACUGUGACUCUUUAUGGUUGCUCUUUAUGUACAGUAUUUCUCAGAGACUGACAGGUCAAGAUGCUCUUUGUUUUUUCUCCCUCACAAAGGCUAUAUCUGUAAUUGUGAAUGCUGUGUUAUGACACUAUGGGACGAGGGCUGUCGGCAACAACCCCUUUACGCUCCUGUGGGAAAUUCUGCUUACCCUUGUGUGUGUGCGAGAGACUGUGUGUGUGUGUGUGUGUGUGUGUGUGUGUUUGUGUUUGAUAAGAGCCUGCAUGAGUACUGUGUGUUUGCUAAUGAUCCACUUCUAGUGGUACCAUCUGGCUGUUAUUGUAUACUGUGGAUGUCCUCACACUGGUAAGCACAGAAAACAGAUGUGGUGAUAGAGAAUCUGUCCAGAGAGCUCUCCCUGAGGGACACUAGUCACUAGAUGGCCUACUAGAAUGGACAAAAGGGAGAUAUACCAGAACUAUUUAGCAAGCACAUUAUCUAUUUGGUCUUCAUUUAUGGUUAUGGUAACUGUUAAGGAUCUGAGUAAGAUCAACGGUGAGGUAAGAGUUAGUUGCUGACAUUGCAUUUUGUGGUGAAAAUUGCAUUUUGUGGAACUCUGUCCUUUCAAACAUGGCCGUUUAGUGACCCCCGAGGGACAGAAGAGCCCUGGGAAACCAGCUGACACAGACAGAGAGGGACUCAUGCUCUAACGAAGGGCUGUGAUUGGAUAAGCUAUAUGUAUUAUUUAUUUAUUUUGAGCAGUUUUUGUUUUCUGUUCGUUUCAUAUUUAUAGUUUUUUUUCUUCCUGGUGGGCACUCCAAGCAAGGCAAAGCUAAUGUGAACAAAACAGAGUAAACACUGUAUAAAAUCUGAAUAUGUCGAAUGAGAUUCAUUUACUUAAUGUGAGCAGAGGAACAUGAUUCAGGAGUAGACCUAUGUAUGCAGAAGUUGGGGUUAUUUCUAUCGGAACUCAGUCAAUGCAGAAGAUAAAUGUCAUGAAUUGAGAAAAUCCUUUACAAUAUUGGUCAUGUGGAUUUGAAUGUCCUUGAAUUUCCUGCAGCUUAUUUUUGUAUGUAUUCUUUUUUACUUGUUUCUUAAACAGUUAAAAUGUUGGUUUGUACGAUACUUUACUGUGCUGAUGGAUGGCGCUAUAACAGUCUGUGGUUGCAUAACCAUGGAGCUCAGCAAACAACCGCCCCUGUGUUGGCACAAAUCGUUCUGCGACAAUAACAUUCUCUUGCAUUCUAGAAUGUGAUUGUCAUAGAACUUUUGGUGGCAACAGGGCGGCCAUGAAAUCUCAAUGUAUAUUGAAUCAUCAUUCUCCCUGCUCCUCUGUGACCUGCCUGGACUCUUCUUCUUCUUCUUCCCCUGCUGUGUUUGACCCUGGACUCCCUCCCUCUCCCCUCCAUUUAGAAAUAAAGCAGUUUAAAUCAACAUGGCAUGAUGUCAUUUCAAUCACUGAAUAUCAUGUAAUACUGUACUGCUAUGACGUUAAAGGCAACAUGAGUAAAUAGGCUUAGCCCACCACCACAUGGGAGUUAGAUUAUUAUACACGGACUCUUGGGGCUGGCCCUAAAUAUAGCAGACUUAACUGGAUCAAUCUUACUGUACUUUUAAAGUUUUGGAGAUGCCAAAAGCCCACAGUGUACUGUUAAAAAAUUGGAUUUAUAAUUUGGGAUCAUUUGUUUUUUAUUAUGGGACAAUUAUAACCUUGUGUACCCCAACACAUGUGAGCGGAAAUGAAGACGUAAUUUUAAAGUGGUUCAUUUUAACUGAGUAUAAGCCAAAAUUGUAAAGUCAUUUUCUGGAGCAUUCAAUUGGAGAGGAAUGUGUUGGGGUCACUUUAAAAUGUCCUUGUUUUUGAAAGAAAAGCACAUUUUUGUCCA
This is a messenger RNA of Oncorhynchus mykiss (rainbow trout), 7242 nucleotides long. It is a transcript of the gene adra2b, whose product is annotated as adrenoceptor alpha 2B. Gene Ontology annotation, biological process: G protein-coupled receptor signaling pathway; regulation of smooth muscle contraction; regulation of vasoconstriction. Gene Ontology annotation, cellular component: plasma membrane. NCBI's taxonomy places the organism in Eukaryota, Metazoa, Chordata, Actinopteri, Salmoniformes, Salmonidae. The record is from RefSeq and is a predicted model, not a curated record. Gene Ontology annotation, molecular function: alpha2-adrenergic receptor activity; epinephrine binding.